AUGGGUGAAGAAGAAUCGUUCUCGGUGGCGGACACGAGCGCUUCCGGUACCGGGCCGUUGUCGGUAUCAACGGCCGGCGGUAGCCGAACGUGCCGAAAGGAUGUAACCGUAAAAUUUCAUCUCAUGAAAGCACAAGUGGUUGCCCACGCCUACCCACGCCACCAUACGCUCGACGAGGUGAAGGAACACAUUGCGUGCAAAUUUCAGGUGAAAUCGAAAUUCUUACUGCUGCGCCAGGCCGGUGCGGAAGUGCCCGGUCACCGACGCCUGGAGGAGUUGUGCGUCAGCGAGUAUAAUGUGUGCGAUCUGGAGCUGCUGCUGUCCGAAACCGCCCGGGAGGAGAAUGUGCAGCUCAAUCUGAAGCUCUACUAUCGAAAUCUCACUCUUCCCGAUAUCAUAACGGUCCGUAUCCCAGGCGAGGAUGGCAAACCCAGCCGUGAUGUGGUGGUAGAAAUUGAGAACCAAGUAAUCACCAAACCCUUCGUCGGUGGCUACAUAAACAAACAGAACAACGUUGAAUAUCAUCACGCCUUUACGCAAACGGGCCCACCGGCCGAUCGACUGGCACGGGCAGGAACCAAGUUUAGCCGCGACACACAGACCGUGUGCGAAAGGACCACCAUCACGAUGAUCCCACGCACCCAGGCAGUGCAACACUCGGGGUUGGAUGUGGCCGAGCGUAAAGUUCCCGACGGUCAGUGCCGGGUAGCGCUUCCGUACGAAACUGCCCAAGAGCUUGAACGGCGCAAAGAUCUCGUUGGUAAGGUGAUACUGAUACAGCGAAACUUCCGCCGACUGUUGUGGCAGCGGCUCAUUCAAAAGAGUGCCGCCGAAUGGAGAGACUUACGGAAGCUGCAGCAGGAAAAUGAAGCCGCCGCACAAAGCUCCAAAACUAUCGCGCACAACAAAACGGUCGUCGCCCGUGCCUAUCCCAAAACGAACGAAGAGUUUGAUGCACUAUUUGCCCAGAUACACUGCUGGAAGGAGAACGAGAUGAAGCUGAUACGGGAAAAGUAUUCCGGCGCACCGAAAAUAGCCGAGAUGAACAUUUUGCUCGACAAGGAAAUUCAGCUCCUGAACGGCGUCGAGCGGCAGCGGCGUGCCAUCCGGCGGGAGCAGUUGGAAGAGGUGGUCGAGCGGCAGCUGGUCAAAAUCAGUGAACCGAAGCGUUGGGUCGGUUGUAAUAACCGGAUCAUCGAGAUGGAAACACCGCAAACGCAACGGGCACGAUUUUUGCUAGUAUACUACCGGCGGCUAAAGAUGGCCCUACCGCCCAGUGCGGGCGGUGGUGAUCCGCAGGAGCAUGUGGCACUGCUGAACGAACUGUCGGAUGUAAUUGUGCAGGAAAAUCAUCCCGCAACGGGAGAGCUGGAAAGUCUGCUGCAACGGGAACGGCAACUUUUACUCUGUCACUUGACGGUGGAAGACUUUUCCGUUUUGCGAAAACGCCAGCUAACGCUGCUGGCCGACAUUAUACGCACCGAUCCGGAAAAGGCACGCGAAAAGCCGGUCACUAAACUGUGUCGCAAAUGCAAAAAACUUCGACCAACGCACGCAUUCACCAUACACACGCGUCAACGUUCGGCGGACGUGUGCGGUCAGUGUACCUCGCUGCUCGGCUCUACCGUUGACAUUGCCGUCUACCGUUCGAUUCUGCGUGCUGUACGGCGCGAUGAGCGGAAGCGUGGUUCACUCGCUUCGUACGCUUUUAUCAUACAGGAAAAUGACAUCAAGCAUAUUGUGGAAAACAUCUGGCACGGUCAUUCGGUUAUUUCGAACGAUACGGAUCGGGCUGAUCUGAUGUUACCGCGCUGGAACGUUGCACAAGAUUGGUCCCCGUGGAAUUGUAUCUGCCUUACCGAGCAGGAAACACGUGCCCAUCUGAAACUUCAAAAGUUGGACCGUUUUUAUCAGCCGAGCGUGCUGAAGGAAAUUCAAAGCAAGCAUGCCCUGGCCCGAUCCGUGUUUGGACAGCUGCGAGAAAUUGACCAAGAAUUCACCGAAUCCGGCGACUGGUGGCAGGUCGGAUUGGACGAAAAACUGGUAUAA
Molecule: messenger RNA, 2049 nt
Organism: Anopheles maculipalpis
Lineage: Eukaryota; Metazoa; Arthropoda; Insecta; Diptera; Culicidae
Product: IQ and ubiquitin-like domain-containing protein
Exons: 7
Coding region: 1-2049 (682 amino acids)
Biological process (GO): cilium assembly
Cellular component (GO): acrosomal vesicle; motile cilium
Source: RefSeq, a predicted model, not a curated record